Molecule: messenger RNA, 4903 nt
Organism: Menidia menidia (Atlantic silverside)
Lineage: Eukaryota; Metazoa; Chordata; Actinopteri; Atheriniformes; Atherinopsidae
Source: the annotation of a GenBank genome assembly
UUUGAAUUUCACUGGGAGACACAGCAGACUUGAUUCCAGCUGCCAAGGAGGGAGAUUUCAAGACACUGUAUAUGAAGAUGUGAGCAAUUUUAAGCUUUUCUGACGGAUUCAGACUCACUACACAACAGGAUUUUUCAAAUUCACACCACACUGCGGCCAGUGACUUCAGAGCAGUAGCUGUGGUAGAAAGUGAGCUGAGGUAAGAGCUGAGGUCUGGAUGCUUCCUGAUUGCUUGAGCAUGAACAGAGUUAGGAGCUGAAGCAUCAUUUUCUUCUCCAGUACAGGGAGACCGCACGCCCGGCACGAGGCUCCUUGCUCCUCCCCUCUUUCACUCUGCCUUUUUCCUGGGCUCCUGUCCAGAGUAACACUGACUCCAGUGGACCCAAGAGGGGGAACUGAAGACACCAUACUGCAUCUCCAGCGCUACCUGUUUGCCAAAAGGGGCAGACUGGGAUUUCAAGAAUCAGCAGCUUCAUCUCCUUUGUUUUCUUUUUUUACUGUUUAGUCAUCAGAUUACUGAAAGUGGAUUGAAAUUGUGAAAGGAGAGAGAUUAAUAAACAGAAGGACGGACAUAUGGACAGAGAGCAGUGAGCACUGCGGCGUGAAUGUAGCAACUGGACUUCUCCCUGGUUACUAAGACCAAACAAGGAUAAUAGCCAAAGCACUAUCCUUUCCUCUAAGGUAGUGGGUGGAUGCAGCUUUCAGCAGUCCCCAGCUAUAGGGGAAAGCAACAACUGCAUAGAUGCUGCUGGGAUUAAUCUGUUAUAUCUAUGCUGUGGUGCAUCCUUAGAAAUGUUGCCUUAACGCAGAGUGUCAUUGGAUGCUGAAGACUGUCCAAUGUUAGACAGCGCCUGCUGGAAGUCAGUGCAAGGACCUGUGGAUUUUUUCCUUUUUCAUGGACUUUGUUGCUCCUGCUGAGCGGACUUACAUGUUGUUUCCCCUAGACGAGUAAACAAUGUGUGUCAUGAUCGCAGGAUGCAGAAGGAUUUCAAAUCUGUCACCCAUGCUGCUGUAUAUGAUUCUGCUUGGCAUGACUCACACAGCAUACAGCAUCCACCCUAGGAUACGGCUCUCCCAUAAAGAGCUUUGGCAGAUGAACAGGACCCGGGUGUUCCAGGGACAUGGCACUCAUCUUCAGCCUCAGACCAUGCUACUGGAUGAGAGCCACCAGAGGCUUUAUGUCGGUGCCAAGAAUGCUCUGUUCUCCCUUAGCCUGGACAGGGUUAACACGAACCACAGAAAGAUCUCCUGGAGCAGUACAGAGGCACAGAUAGAGGACUGUAUGAUGAAGGGGAGGGAAAAGUCAGAAUGUGCAAACUAUAUCAAGGUCUUGCAGCAGUACAACCAAACCCAUUUAUUGGCCUGUGGAACAGGAGCUUUCAACCCCGUCUGUGUGAUGGUCAGUGUGGGACACACAAGUCAGGACGUGAUGUUUGCUCUUGAGGAGGGGAGUGUCAUAAGUGGCAGAGGACGUUGUCCAUAUGACCCCAACAGUUCCUGCACAUCUACACUCUCCAGAGGAGAGCUCUACAUUGGCCUGUACACCGACUACUGGGAGAAUGAUGGCGCUUUGUGUCGACUGAAUGAUCAAACUUACACGCGGACUGAAAGAAAUGACAGGCAGCAGCUCAACGAGCCAAAGUUUGUGGGUUCAGCACUUAUACGUGACAAUGAUGACCGAGAUGAUGAUAAAAUUUACUUCUUCUUCACUGAGCGGGAGAUGGAUGCUGACGGAAUGAACAAAGCUGUAUACACCCGUAUCGGGCGGGUGUGUGCGAAUGACCAGGGAGGACAGAGAAUGCUGGUAAAUAGAUGGAGCUCCUUCUUGAAAACUCGUCUCAUCUGCUCUGUGGCUGGACAAAAUGGCAUUGACACACACUUUGAUGAUCUUGAGGAUGUAUUUGUGCUCACCAACAAAGAUGACAAAAACCCAGAGAUCUUUGGUCUCUUUAGCACAACAAGUGCUGUGUUUAAAGGCUAUGCAGUGUGCGUCUAUCACAUGGAUGACAUCAGAGCAGCCUUUAACGGUCCAUUUGCCUAUAGAGAGAGACCUGAGCAUCACUGGACACCCUACGAGGACAGAGUCCCCUACCCUCGACCUGGAUCUUGUGCCAGUAAAGUUAACGGUGGAGGCUUUGCCAGCUCCAAGGAGUUUCCUGAUGAGGUUCUGCGUUUUGUCCGAUCUCAUCCUGCCAUGUACCGUCCUGUCCUCCCACAUCACAACAGACCUGUCCUGCUGCAGACCGAGCCGGGCAAAAGAAAACUCACUCAGAUUGCAGUAGACAAAGUCCAAGCCCAGGAUGGACACUACCAUGUUCUCUACAUUGGCACAGAUGACUCUGUGGUUUUGAAAGUUAUCACCAUCCACAAUAAAGACACAGACACGGUGGAGGAAGUCUUGCUGGAGGAACUGCAAGUAUUCAAGGUGCCAGCACCAAUUACAGAGAUCAUAAUAUCACCUAAAAGGCAACAACUAUAUGUGGCCUCAGAAAUGGGUGUCGCCCAGAUCAGACUGCAUCAGUGUGACCUCUAUGGUUCAGAGUGUGCAGAUUGUUGUUUGGCUAGAGACCCAUACUGUGCCUGGGAUGGUCUGACAUGCUCCAGAUACUACCCAGCUGGAGUCUACACCAAGAGCAGAAGGUUCAGGCGACAGGAUGUUCGCCAUGGCAACGCUGUACAGCUGUGCAAUGGGUUGCAAAUUGACGUUGAACAAUGGCAGAGAGCUGAGGAGAGGCGAGUGUACAGUGUUGAGAAAAACAGUACUUUGUUGGAAUGUGUCCCUCGAUCACUUCAAGCCAGAGUCCUCUGGUUCUUACAAAAAGGAGAGGAAAAACAUGAGGUUCGAGGUGAUGAUCGUGUCAUCAUGACCCCCCACGGACUGCUGUUCUUGCAUGUGAGAGACUCCGAUGCUGGCGUGUAUGUGUGCCAGACUGUGGAGCACGGAUAUGUGCACACAUUGUUACGGAUCAGUCUACACGUGCUUAGAGGGGACAGGGUGGAGUCAGCUAUCCACAUGACUGAGGACGGAGAGGGACAGAAAGCUGAAGCUCCAUGCCACUCGGCCAUGGGACCCGGCAUCGGCCCCAGAUCUCUGGUGCCACCCUCGGUGCCAGUCCACAGCUCCCGGCAGUGGUACAAGGAGUUCCUGCAGCUAAUUGGCUAUGGUGAUGCUCAGAAAGUGGAGGAGUACUGCGAGAGAGUGUGGUGCUCUGAUAAGAAACGUAAAAAAGCCAAAAGGAAGUAUGUUCCUCUGAGUAGUGAGAGGAGAGGAAAACGAAAGGGAGAGGAAAACUCCCACAGAGCUCCCAGGCACACCUUUGAUACCUGAGGAGAACAAACUCAGUGCACACACACACACUCACAUACACACGGUGUCUAAAGGUCAGACUCACUCCCCCUUUACAACAUGUAAAAGGUUUUUGUUUUAUCUUUCAACGAGAAGCGCAGCAGAAAAACCGGAGCAGGAUGCCUCGCAGCUGUAGAUCCAUUCAUUGCUUCUGCUCAGAUAAAAAAUCAAGUCUUAUACUUAUCAUUUGGUGCAGCUCUUGGGUGAAAACUAUGAACAUCACUGUCAGUAUGGAGCCAAGACCUCAGCUGGACAGAUGGACAACAGAUUAAGUAACGCUGCCUUUAAUCAGUUCCAUUGAAACCCAACAGUUCCUGUGGACUUACCCAGCCAAAGCCUGCUGUUCAUCACAAAGCACAGAUUGUCUCAGUAAAUCUCUGCUCGACCUCUGUGAAUGGCAGGAUAUCACAAACUCUUACUGUAUAUAUGAUAAAAAAAAUACUAACUCUGGUAUGGUUUUUGGUAUGAUGAUAACUUAUUUUCUCUGCUUCUACUUUGAAUCAUGGCCAAAAGUGGAAAGCCGUAUCGCUCUUUUUGUACAGUGAAAUUUCUUUGAAUUUCUGAUAAUACUGCAAUCACGAAUAACGAUGUGUUGUUACAGCAACCAUGACAAUUAGAGCUAUGGUGUCACUAUUGUGAUAUAUGGAAUAUUUCAGAACAUCGUUAAAGAACAUCGUUACUAUUUAGAGCACUCGCAAAACAUGUUACAGCAGGAAAAAAUGCUCUAUCAGGAAUAUAUAAACAACAUAAUCGCUACUAUUAUGACAGAAGUUGUGAUCAAAUUAACACAAUGUAAAUUGUAUUUAAUCUUCCUCUUGGAUUUCUUUUUGUGCUCCUCAAUAUGUUAUAGCUCUGUAUUCAAAAUAUAUUUCUUUCCACUGGCUAGCCUUUGUUUUUCUUUCUUGCUGUUCCCUCAUUUGCCUCUUAUUCCCUUGGUAUUCCUCCAGCCUCCCCUUGUUUGUUGUCAGUGAUGUUGCAGAUGGGAUUCAUAAUCAUCAUCACAAUAGCAAUGUACGACACCUCAUUUUCCUCAGAAUAAAUAAGUGCUAAUAAGUGGAUGACCAUCCAAGCAUGUCAUUGGCAAAAGUGAGUCUUAUGAAUAUUCAUUUAAUCUUGAGAUGGCAAAAACAGUGAAUGACAGUGUUGUGGGUCCAGUACUCCAAGCCCAGGGAUUGUUUAUGUUUUCAUACCAUGCAUUAUUUAUUUGUUUGUUCAUUUUCACACUUGACUGUUUUGACUGUCUAAACUGUAUUCAUAAUGUGGCACCUCAUCUAUGUCAAGACCUUAUAUCAUCUUCAUUAUAACGCUAUUGUUUUCUUCAGCUAAUACCUUUUAUGAAUGCCUGCUAUGGAAAAAAAAAAAGAACGUCCCAGCUUUCACCUCUGUAGUUUGGCAGAUAAAUGACAAAGUAUGUCUCAAAGUAUGGCACAUACCACACACAUACAUACGUACAGAGUCCAUGUGUAGUAAAAUUGUCAAAUGGAAAUCUUCUGUAAUAAAAACUGUAUUCUAGAAAUUAUGAAACAAAAUAGCUUUCUAAUUUGCAUGUUGCAUAUA